AUGGCUGAGGAACCGCCGAGCACUGAUAUCAUCACCCUCACGCGGCAUAUCCUAGGCGAACAGCUACGUCUUGGUGCAGCAGCGACGGGUGACUUGACGUUGCUCCUUACUGCUAUUCAGACCACCUCCAAGUUCAUCGCUACGAAUGUCCGUAAGGCUCGGCUUAUCAACUUGAUUGGCCUAGCAGGCGAGACCAACGUCUCCGGCGACGAACAAAAGAAACUAGACGUCCUCGCAAACGACAUCAUGGUCAACGCUCUCCGUGCCUCUCGCAAAACAGCUGUACUCGUCUCGGAAGAGUUGGACGAGGCGAUUUUAAUUGAGGAGAGGCUGAGGGGACGGUAUUGUGUGGUGUUUGACCCCUUGGAUGGGUCGAGUAAUAUUGAUGCUGGUGUGAAUAUUGGGACGAUUUUUGGGAUUUAUAAAGUCGUGAGUAACUCGGAGAAGGGAGAUAUCUCAGACGUCCUUAGGCCUGGACGGGAAAUGGUUGCGGCAGGGUAUACCAUGUACGGUUCGUCGUGCAACCUCGUUCUCUCGACUGGUGGUGGCGUGAAUGGAUACACGCUCGACACCGCUCUCGGAGAGUUCAUUCUCACCCAUCCAGACAUUAAAAUCCCCGCACGCGGGAAGAUCUACUCCUUCAACGAAGGCAACUCAACCUACUUCCACCCACCCGUCGUAAACUACCUCAACUCCAUCAAAUACCCCACAAACGGCAAGUCACCCUACUCUUCUCGUUACAUCGGUUCGAUGGUCGCAGACGUCCACCGUACGCUUCUCUACGGCGGGAUCUUCGGCUACCCAGAUGAUAAGAAAAGUAAGAGCGGGAAGUUGAGGUUGUUGUAUGAAGCGUUCCCGAUGGCGUUUUUGACGGAGCAGGCUGGAGGGGUUGCGACUACGGGACGGGGAAGGAUUUUGGAUAUUGAGCCGAAGGGGAUCCAUGAGCGGUGUGCGGUGUUUUUGGGGAGUAAGGAUGAUGUGAAUGAUUUGUUGAAGUUUUAUCAGGAUGGUAAGUAG
Fomitiporia mediterranea MF3/22 is the source of this 1017-nucleotide messenger RNA. RefSeq names its product inositol phosphatase. Gene Ontology annotation, cellular component: cytosol; cytoplasm. The record is from RefSeq and is a predicted model, not a curated record. NCBI's taxonomy places the organism in Eukaryota, Fungi, Basidiomycota, Agaricomycetes, Hymenochaetales, Hymenochaetaceae. Bases 1 to 1017 code for a protein of 338 amino acids. Gene Ontology annotation, biological process: fructose metabolic process; sucrose biosynthetic process; fructose 1,6-bisphosphate metabolic process. The transcript is spliced from 6 exons. Gene Ontology annotation, molecular function: fructose 1,6-bisphosphate 1-phosphatase activity.